Messenger RNA from Eurytemora carolleeae, 2413 nucleotides. RefSeq names its product neprilysin-2. Gene Ontology annotation, biological process: protein processing. Gene Ontology annotation, molecular function: metalloendopeptidase activity. The record is from RefSeq and is a predicted model, not a curated record. The transcript is spliced from 23 exons. The coding region runs from base 72 to 2303 and encodes 743 amino acids. Gene Ontology annotation, cellular component: plasma membrane. NCBI's taxonomy places the organism in Eukaryota, Metazoa, Arthropoda, Copepoda, Calanoida, Temoridae.
ACAGAUCAUUAAAACUCUUUGAUGAAAUAUAAUAUUGUCAUUCGUACUUUUAAUGUUACAGAGUAUUUGAAAUGAAGUCCCUUGUAUUUUUACUCCUAGUUUCUACUGUGUCUGGGGGUUAUCGCUCUAGUUAUCGGAAAGAGCGAGCAAGAGACGGCGGGGUCUUCAAAUUUUUAGUUUCUGGAAAUGAAACUGCUAUUAAACAGGCACUUUCAACAUGCUUAACCCCAGGCUGUGUUAAAGCAGCUGCAACUGUUCUUGAAAUGAUAGAUAUGAAAGUGGACCCUUGCGAUAACUUCUAUGAUUUUGCUUGUGGAAACUUUCUUAAAGAGACAACUAUUCCAGAUCAUAAGUCUGAAACAGGUUCCUUCCAGAUGCUGGCAGAUAAGCAUAACGAGCGUCUCAGGAAAUUAUUUGAAACCAGCCCCUCGGCUAAUGAGCCGAAAAUAUUUGAGUCUGUGAGAAACUACUACAAAAGCUGUUUGGAUCAGGAUAAUAUUGAGGUGACAGGUAGAAAGGCUCUGCUUGAUAUGGUGGGUCAGCUUGGUGGCUGGCCAAUACUUGAAGGCAAUAACUGGGAAGACAAGACAUUUACAUGGCAAGAUUUUGAUGUCAAAGCCAAUCAAAAAGGACUUGACACAGGAAGAAUAAUAAAAUUCGAAAUUCUGGCAAAUUCUGAAAAUGUCAACAUGAGAAUGAUGCAUGUUGUCCAGCCCAAUUUGGGGUUGAGCAGAGAAUAUAUGAUUAAUGGAGUUAAUAACAAGGAAGUUAAAGCAUACUUCAGGUAUAUGGUUGAUUUAGCUGUGUAUCUUGGGGCAACAAAGGAAAUUGCAGAGGAAGAACUGAAAGAAUCCUUGUUGUUUGAAAUCAAAUUAGCAGAGAUAAGUUUACCAAGGGAGCUGCUAAGAAAUGCAACAGCCUUGACCAAUCCGAUGAUAGUUAAGGAGGCAAAUAAACUCUUUCCUGGGUUUAACUGGACAGAACAUAUUAACAACAUCUUUCCUGAUUUGGAAGCCCCUCUUCAAUCCAAUGAAGUAAUCAAUCUCAAAGUACCCCUAUAUGUAAAGAGGAUAGCAGAGUACUUACCCACUGUACCUGCUCGAGUUCAAGCAAAUUAUCUAAUCUGGAGGACUAUCAAGGACUUGGUGCUAUUUGGUGACAAGACUGUGCAGCAGAUUGAUUUGAAAUAUAUUAAUAUUUUAACUGGGGAGUCUCUUGUUAGUCCCAGAUGGGAGAUCUGUGCUAAGGUAGUUGCAGGAUUGAAUGGAAAUUUAGAAUUUUACUUUAAAGAAGGUUCACUGACAAAUGCAGUUGGUGCCAUGUUUGCCAAAGAAUACUUUCCUGAGAGUAGUAAACUUGUGGCUGAUGAAAUGGUUAUUAACAUCAAGAGGGAGUUUAAGAUAAUAUUGGAUGAGCUUGAAUGGAUGGAUGAUAUUACAAAGAAGAAGGCCCAUGUCAAGGUGGACAAGAUGACACCUCACAUUGGAUAUGCCAAGGAGAUCUUAGAUAACAAUCUAGUCAACGAGUUUUAUCAAGGUUUGGAAUUGAAUUCUCUUGAUUUCUUGAGGAACUACUUGAAUCUGACAAGCUUUAUCAAGAAGUAUAAUUCAAAAGAAUUCAGGAAACCCAUCAAUCAUAAAAGUUGGAAAAUACAUGGUGGAGCUGCUAUUGUAGAAGCAUUUUAUGGUGUACACCAAAACAGCUUAAUUUUCCCAGCAGGAAUAUUAUAUGGUGUCUUUUUUCAGUCUGACCGUCCGAAAUACAUGAAUUAUGGUGCCAUUGGGUCUGUUAUUGGUCAUGAGAUCACACAUGGAUUUGAUGAUCAAGGAAGCCAAAGAGAUGAAGAUGGCAACUUAGUAAACUGGUGGGAGCCAGAGACUAAGCAGAAAUUUCUUGAAAAAGCUCAGUGCAUAAUUGACCAGUAUGGAAAUUAUACGGUUGAUAUAAAUGGCACAGUUUAUAAUCUUGACAGUAUAAACACCCAAGGAGAGAAUAUAGCUGAUAAUGGUGGUAUCAAAGAAGCCUACAGAGCAUAUAAGAGGCUGAUUAGAAAAGAAGGGGAGGAACUCUCUUUACCUGGAUUACAAUACACCCCUCGCCAGCUGUUCUGGAUUUCGUCUGCUGCACUUUAUUGUAAAGUUGCACGAGACAAUCAAAUGAUAAAUACAAUUCUAACUGAUUAUCAUGCUCCAUACAGGUUCAGAGUGCUUGGACCUUUCAGCAAUCAAAAGGAGUUUUCUAAAGACUGGAAUUGUCCAUUAGGAUCUGCAAUGAACCCUGAAAAAAAGUGCAGUGUCUGGUGAACAAACAUAAAAUGUAAAAGUUGUAAUUCAAUAUCUAAAUCUUCUAAUUAUUUGAAAAUGUAUGCAAAUUUUCUUGUUUUUUUUGCUGAAUAAAAGAGUUUUACUUGAGA